Panicum hallii is the source of this 1749-nucleotide messenger RNA. RefSeq lists its product as uncharacterized. The record is from RefSeq and is a predicted model, not a curated record. The transcript has 10 exons. NCBI's taxonomy places the organism in Eukaryota, Viridiplantae, Streptophyta, Magnoliopsida, Poales, Poaceae. The coding region runs from base 2 to 1630 and encodes 542 amino acids.
CAUGCCUCCAGGGAAGGAGCCAGCAGGGCAAGCACUCAUGCCUCCAGGGAAGGAGGCACCAGGGCGGAGGGAUGAUGCCAAUCAUGGUGAGAUGCCAGACAACCCGCCCCCCACCACCAACUCCAAUCCCGCGCACUCAACCCUAACCCUUGGCGAGAUGGUGACCAAGAAUCCACCAGGGAGGACAAUAGCUGCACGUCCAAGGCAGCCUGCAGGCUUUUCUGAAUAUGAGAAGGAAAGAGCUCAACAUAUUAUGAGGAACAACCAAAUAUUUCAAAGACUUGGGAUCGGUCAAUUGGCAUCACUACUUAAGAAUGUAAGUGCAAAUGUGGAGGAUGAUGGUCCUCAAAAAUCAGGAUCCGAGUACAGUCCACAUGACAAUGAGGGGCUUGAGGAUGAUGAUGAAGUGAUCAGCAAGAGUGUCAAAGUAUCUUCUCAAGGAACACGAGGAUCAAAAAGGGUGAGACCACCUAGGUUGCAAUUGGAGCGUAGAGUCACUAGACAGAAUUCUGCUGCCACCAUAAGCUUAACCGCCUCAACAGAAGAAGCAUUAGCAACUGUACAAACUGAGAAUUUGAACCCUACUGCUAAUGAAGAUGAAUUGGUUGAAGUUACAGAGCAAGUACGAAGAGGAAGAAGUAUGGGGAAAGAUUUAGAUAGGAUAACCAGAGGGUUAGGAAGCAAAAUAUGUAUCCAUAUUUCUGAAGGGAAGAGAAGGCCGGCGGUACCACUCCAAGCGGCAAAGCUUGCGUCAGAGGCUGGAAUUGUACUUAGACAACAUGUACCAAUCUUUCCUCAUUGGAAGCAUUACAAGAAGAAUGAUCUUGAAAUGGAUAACUGUAUUGGCAAAGUUGUUGGACAAUUUAACAUGGACACUGACAACAAGGCAGUGAAAGAUGCAUGUAUUGACUUGUUAAAGGGUGGACAAUGUCAAAGGAGGUAUAACUUAAAAUUGAAGUACUUCAAUGGGUUAUCACAAGAUCAGGUGCCGAGAACAUCACCAGUGGCUUGCAUGAGUGAUGCACAAUGGCUUGAAUUGGUGGCCAUGUGGUCAAAGGAAGAACACAAGGAGAAGUGUGCAAAAAACAAAAUUAAUCGUGAGUGCGUCCAAUAUCAGCAGCGCACAGGUUCACGGUGCUACGAGGCACAAGCUUAUGUUGCGAAACAAGAAAGAUUUAAAGAUUCAACGCCCACUGCAAUUGACCUCUUUAAGGAAAUGCAUUGCAGCAGGAAAAGAGAUUUCAGUGAGCAAGUAAAGCAAGCUAUUGUUGAUAUGGAAUCAAUUAUUGAUGAAUCUAUAGAAAAUGGAGAGCACCAGAAGACUUGUAUUGAAGCUGUCUCUCAAGUUCUAUCCAAGAAUAGCACCUUUCUUGAAAAUUUGGGUCUUAAGAAAGUACCUCGGAAAAAAUCCAGAAUUGAUGUUUCUUCUCACGUUGAACGUCUUCAGUUUGAACUAGAUGCUAAGACACAAGAAUCAGCAGGACUCCGUCAAGUAGUUGACGCUUUGACAUCAAAAACAGAUGAACAGUCGCAAGAAAUUGACGACUUGAAGAAGUCAUCAGCUGAGACAAAUGCUUUGCUUCGUCAACUAAUUUCCUUUAGUGCUGGUGGGUUCAAUGGAACAAACUAAAGCUAUGAUGCAUAGAGCAAAGGCAAAUUGUUGCAUAGAAGCAAUCAUUUUGCAGCACCAUGGGGCUUCUUUUGGACACGAUUCAAGUAGUUUGCGUGGCAACAUGAAGUCGUCGUUGU